Messenger RNA from Dovyalis caffra, 1290 nucleotides. Lineage: Eukaryota; Viridiplantae; Streptophyta; Magnoliopsida; Malpighiales; Salicaceae. The record is from the annotation of a GenBank genome assembly.
AUGAGACAUAUACGGAGGUCACCAAAACCUCAAUGUGAUCUUUAUCAGCCUAGGGUCUUUAUAUUAAAGAAGACUCAGUGGAAUUUUGAGUUUGUAUUGAUAGACUAUCGUCUAAAAAGUAUAAUGCUGAAUGCAUCAAACUUAUCUGGAAGAGCUUCUGCACCAUCGGAUCCUAAGAGAGGGUCACACAUCUGCAGUCUCUUCAUUGCAGUUUCUUUGAUAUGUAGUGUUUACCUUGUUGGUUCUGCAUUUGUUGGGAAGCAAUCCAAAGCAAGAAUAACUGCAUGGCAAGUGAUUGAGGCGAUGCAGAAAUCUGACAAAUGCAAGGAUCAUUGCAGGUCUUCUGGAAGUGAGGCAUUGCCUCAAGGAAUAGUUACUGAGAAAUCUAACUUUAAAACGCGGCCUUUAUGGGGCUCUUCUUUGAAAAAUGACAAUCCACAACCUUCAAUGAGCUUGUUAGCAAUUGCAGUCGGAAUAAAGCAAAAGGCAAUAGUAGACCAAAUUGUUAAAAAGUUCCCUUUAAGCGAUUUUGUUGUGAUGCUUUUUCAUUAUGAUGGUAUUGUGGAUGAAUGGAGGGGUUUAUCAUGGAGCAAUAGUGCCAUCCAUGUCUCUGCUGUAAAUCAAACAAAAUGGUGGUUUGCUAAGCGUUUCCUGCAUCCUGACAUAGUUGCUGAAUACAAUUAUAUAUUUCUUUGGGAUGAAGACCUUGGAGUUGAAAAUUUUAAUCCAAGACGAUAUCUGUCAAUUGUUAAAGAUGAGGGACUAGAAGUAUCACAGCCAGCACUUGAUCCUGCUAAGUCUACCAUUCAUCAACAAAUUACUGCUCGUAUGAGGAACUCCACAGUGCACAGGAAAAUAUUGAAGUUCAGAGGUAACACAAGGUGUUAUCACAACAGCACCUCACCUCCAUGCACAGGUUGGGUGGAAAUGAUGGCACCUGUCUUCUCAAAGGCAGCUUGGCGAUGUACAUGGUACAUGAUCCAGAAUGACUUGAUCCACGCAUGGGGUUUGGAUAGAAAACUUGGUUAUUGUGCACAAGGUGAUUGGACAAAAAAUGUCGGUGUGGUUGAUGCUGAGUAUGUAGUUCAUCUGGGUCUUUCGACCCUUGGUGUCUUCAAUGGAAGCGAGGCACUGCCAUCUAAGGCCAAGGAAGUUGAUAAAAGACCUGAAGUGAGGAUGCAGUCAUCUGUUGAAAUGAAUAUCUUCUACAAGAGAUGGGAACAGGCGGUAAAGGAGGACAGAUGUUGGGUUGAUCCACUUCAACAGUUUGCAACCCAAACCAGACACUGA